AUGGACUUGAACUCAUGGACCGACCAUGGAUCGACAGGUAUCCAAUCCAGCUCCUCAAAGCCAUACAAUGCGAUUGAUGGCAACCUCUUCAACGACGGCGGAACCUAUUACAUGAAUUUUGGCUCCUUCUGGCAUGACAUCUACCAGGCACCGAUGAACUCGGCCGCAACGGCCGUGGCGUCCUCGUCCUAUAAUAUCGCCUAUAACCCCUCAGGGACCCAUGCCGUCGAAGGAUCGUUCUUGUAUAAGUAUGGCAGUUACUACUACCUCUUUUAUUCUGCCGGAAUCUGCUGUGGCUAUGACACAUCCAUGCCGGCAUCCGGACAAGAAUAUAAGAUCAAAGUCUGCCGGUCCACCUCAGCGACUGGUAAUUUCGUUGACGCUAGCGGUGUUGCUUGCACGAAUGGCGGCGGCACGGUUGUCCUCGAAAGUCACGGAACUGUAUAUGGACCUGGUGGACAAGGUGUCUUCACUGACCCAAGCCUUGGCCCUAUCCUUUACUACCAUUAUGCCGAUACCACAAUUGGCUAUGCAGACAGCCAGAAGCUCUUCGGAUGGAAUACGAUUAAUUUCUCCAGCGGAUGGCCGGUCGUGUGA
Messenger RNA from Aspergillus viridinutans, 597 nucleotides. RefSeq lists its product as uncharacterized. NCBI's taxonomy places the organism in Eukaryota, Fungi, Ascomycota, Eurotiomycetes, Eurotiales, Aspergillaceae. Gene Ontology annotation, molecular function: hydrolase activity, hydrolyzing O-glycosyl compounds. Gene Ontology annotation, biological process: carbohydrate metabolic process. The coding region runs from base 1 to 597 and encodes 198 amino acids. The record is from RefSeq and is a predicted model, not a curated record. The transcript is spliced from 3 exons.